This is a messenger RNA of Andrographis paniculata, 2769 nucleotides long. RefSeq names its product coilin. The record is from RefSeq and is a predicted model, not a curated record. NCBI's taxonomy places the organism in Eukaryota, Viridiplantae, Streptophyta, Magnoliopsida, Lamiales, Acanthaceae. The transcript has 17 exons. Bases 125 to 2428 code for a protein of 767 amino acids. Gene Ontology annotation, molecular function: U2 snRNA binding; U1 snRNA binding. Gene Ontology annotation, cellular component: Cajal body. Gene Ontology annotation, biological process: spliceosomal snRNP assembly.
AAAGGGUUCGGGAGUCCAGACCUGUUCCUUUCUGGGCGAUGCCGAGGGUUUAAGAACCUCAGUCUCCUUCGGAGGGUAGACGUAGAGGGAGGGAGAAUCUGGGAAGUCCGAUACUGCACGAGCAAUGGAGCGCUGCAAGCGGAUUCGCGUAGUCUUCAGAGAUGACAACAUUUUGAGCGACUCACAAGAAUCGGAGGGGCUGCGCCGGAGCUGGGUUCUUUUGAAACCCAGCGAACACAAAACUGUUUCAGAUGUUGCCUCCUUCGUCCUCCACGCUUUUCAGCUUCAAGAAUCGUGCCCCCAUGGCCUCGUCCUCUCCGCAUCUGGCUUUGUGUUGCCGCCUUUCGAAUCUACUUGCAUUCUGAAGGAUGAUGAACUUAUCAGUGUUAGGAAGAAAAGAAAUGUCUUAUGUAUAGAGGGUGGGAAUGCUUCAAAGGAAGUUAAGAAAGUGAAAACUGCAGGGAAGCAACCUGUUGAUAGUGAUGUCUUUCUGCUGGCGAAUGAGGAAUUUCAGAAAGAAAAAGGUGCAGAGGAGAGUGAAAACAAUGAAGAGGCGGAAGAAGGUGAGGUGCUUGAAUGUAUUUUAGGUGGAAAUGAAGAACCAAAACAUCGUAAAAGAAAAGCUAAAGAGAAACUUCAGAGCUCAAAGAAGAAGAGGAAGCGCUCUGAGGCUAAUGAUGCUGAGGACAAAUUUGAAGCAGGGAAGUCUGAGAACUCUCAUCAAGGACGAGAUCGCAAAAAGAAAAAGAUUUCCUGUGAGGAGAAAAAUGCUGUUUCGCCUGGGGAAGAUAAUGAGGCAGAGAAUGACGAAAGUGCUAAAUCAAGAAAUGGUAAAGAGAAUGACGAAGGGAGCGAGGAUGCCAUGGCCACCCCCACUACAGAAAAAAAGAAGCUUCCAAGCAGAAGUGCACGGCGUAAGUAUCAGAAAAGGCAGUGGUUGAAGGAGAUGAAAAAAAUUCAGAAGAAAAACAUGAGUGGUGAAUCAGAGGGCCUUCGGAAUUGGAAGGAAGAUCAAGCUAAAGCUAAAAAAAACCAGGUGGAAUGGCAGCCGAAUUUGAAAGCAGACCAAGGUAAAGCUAAAAGAAACCCGGAGGAAGGACAGCAAGGAUGGAAAAAGCAUCAAGCUAAUGGUGGAAGAAACGAUGAUGGCCAACCCAAAGGACUGCUGCAUUGGAUACAAUCUCCUCAGGAUGAUACUUUUGUUAAGGAGAAAAAACGUGGCCGAAAGAAUCAAUAUGCUUAUAACAAAAAUCAAGGUCAAAAGAGUGAUGGAUUUGAGCACUCAAAUAAAAUAGAAGGUAAUGCACCUGAACAAAAAAUUAAAAAAACUUGUGUAGGAGAUUCCAGUGAAACUAAUGAUGCAUCUGAGCAACCAACUGAAGAAAGCGACGAGGAGAAUGAAGUUGUUCCAGUCGUAAUAAAGCCAGGACACAUUCACUUCAAGCCCUUAGCAAAAGAAGCAAAACAAGCUGUUCAGAAAGAGUACAGACCUUCGGAGAACUUCCAGUGGAAUGGGAUCACCAGCAAGAAGAAAGGCCAGCAAUGGGGAAGGGAAAAGCAUUCAUCAACUUCACAAAUUCAUUUCCAAAACCCAAGCAAGGUGUGUUCCGAAGUGGCGGCUAAUGAGAAGAAUAAACCAGUGGAUGCCGGAGUCUGUUUGGAGAACCUCCCACCUCUUACCGGCGUGCCUAAGGAGGGAGAUAUCAUUGCCUAUCGGAUUCUGGAACUGUCACCAAACUGGACCCCUGAGCUUUGUGAUUUUCGAGUUGGAAAAGUAUGUUGGUAUAAUACCAAGUCUGAUCAAAUAUUGCUGGCGCCGGUACCCGAAUAUCCUAUUCAUUUUAAGAAGCUGAAUGAGGACGGAGCUGAAGAAGAACAACACGACUCUCUCUAUGCGGAAGAUGGUUCGUUGAAGACCGGCUUUUCUUCCCUCAUCGAUGCUCGCAUCUUUGACAAUGGGACAUCAAAUUCAGGAAAUGAACCAAAUACUGCGACUGAAUGUGAUGGAGCCAAAGAAAAUGCUACGGAUAUUGUCUUACCCGGCAAUCAAGAUCAGCCUACUGUUACUCCAAACCAAGAACUAAACCAGGCUAAAGAAGCAACCCUUCCCGCCUCAGACAUCUGGGAUCAAAUCAACGAGGCUCUAAACGCCAAGAAGGAGCAGCUAUCCAAAGAUGGCUGGACAACUCCCAAAAUGGCGGCCGAGUCCUUCCAACAAAAUACAUGGGAGGAAAGAGCCAAAAAUGUGAAUUCAUCACCAGCAAGUAAUUCGACGGCGCAGCCAGCGCAGGACAAUCAAUGGGAGGAACUAGCAAGUAGCGUAAAGCCAUUAGCAGGAAGUAGCUGGGGAAAGAGUAAUCGGAAGGUAGAGUCACCGUCUGGAAAUGGUUGGCAGAAGAACACUCGUAAGCCAUUCGUCAGGAAAUGAUUCGACGAAAUACACAAAAUCCCGAAAGACAGCAGCAUUUUGUCAAGAGAAGGUACCGUUUUCUUCGAGUAGACUGUUCUCGGCCUUUUGUUAAACUUGUGGUAUUCGAUACUCAAUUUGUUUUCCGGUCUUGCGUCGCAAUGAACCUAAGUUAGGACAAUGAGAUGAAUAUCGAUAAUCUAAUCUAUAUCUAUUUUCGGCUUGCUUUUCAACAAUGUAAGAAUAUAUAAAAUGGCAAGAAGGUAGGACACAAUCUAAAGGUAAAGAAAUGUAUGCAGACAUAAAAUUCCAGCAACGUUAAAUUUGUGUGAUGUUUGCAAUGCCACCACUUAUUGUGAUGA